GGGACUGGGAUGGACUGGGAUGGCUCCCAGUGCUCCCAGUUCACUGCACACCGUGGGGAUUUGAAGGCACUGGAAGGACUGGGAUGGCUGGGGAUGGACAGGGGCUGUCCCAGUGCUCCCAGUAAGGCCCAGUUUGCCCAGUUAACCGGCGGCUGGACGAGUGGGUGGACCGGAACCGGCUGGGGAUGUACUGGGAUGGCUCCCAGUGCUCCCAGUUCACUGCACACCAUGGGGAAUUGAAGGCACUGGGCUGGCUGGGCAUGGCUGGGCACAGCUGGGGAUGGACUGGGAGGAUUCCCAGCGCUCCCAGUGCUCCCAGUAAGGCCCAGUUUGCUCAGUUAACCGGCGGCUGGACGAGUGGGGGGACCGGAACCGGCUGGGGAUGUACUGGGAUGGCUCCCAGUGCUCCCAGUGCUCCCAGUUCACUGCAGGCUGUGGGGAUUUGAAGGCAAUGGAAGGACUGGGAUGGGUUGGGAUGGACUGGGGCUGUCCCAGUGCUCCCAGUAAGUCCCAGUUCGCCCAGUUAACCGGCGGCUGGACGAGUGGGUGGACCGGAACCGGCUGGGGAUGGACUGGGAUGGCUCCCAGUGCUCCCAGUGCUCCCAGUUCACUGCAGACUGUGGGGAAUUGGGCACACUGGGCAGGCUGGGCAUGGCUGGGGGGCACUGAGGGUGCUCCCAGUGCUCCCAGUAAGUCCCAGUUUGCCCAGUUAACCGGCGGCUGGACGAGUGGGUGGACCGGAACCGGCUGGCGCUGUCCAAGAGCCUGAAGGAGGCGGCGCAGAAGAGCUCGGAGCCGUUCCUGGGCGAGCUGGCCGAGCCCGAGAGGAAAAUCACCCGCAACCAGAAACGCAAGCACGACGAGAUCAACCACGUGCAGAAGACCUAUGCCGAGAUGGACCCGACCACGGCGGCGCUGGAGAAGGAGCACGAGGCCAUCACCAAGGUGAAGUACGUGGACAAGAUCCACAUCGGGCACUACGAGAUCGACGCGUGGCCUGUUUUUCUCCAUUUUUUGGCCAUUUUUAGCGGGAUUUUUGUGGGAUUUUUGCGGUUUUUGGGCGCCCAGGUGUGCCCAGGUGUGCCCCUGCCAUUCCAGAUCACCAAGGCGAAGUACGUGGACAAGAUCCACAUCGGGCACUACGAGAUCGACGCCUGGGCUGGUUUUUAUCCAUUUUUAGCCCAUUUUCAGCGGGAUUUUUGUGGGAUUUUUGCGGUUUUUGGGUGCCCAGGUGUGCCCAGGUGUGCCCAGGUGUGCCCCUGUGGGUUGCAGAUCACCAAGGUGAAGUGCGUGGACAAGAUCCACAUCGGGCACUACGAGAUCGACGCCUGGGCUAUCACCAAGGUGAAGUACGUGGACAAGAUCCACAUCGGGCACUACGAGAUCGACGCCUGGAUCACCAAGAUGAAGUGCGUGGACAAGAUCCACAUCGGGCACUACGAGAUCGACGCCUGGAUCACCAAGGUGAAGUGCGUGGACAAGAUCCACAUCGGGCACUACGAGAUCGACGCCUGGGCUAUCACCAAGGUGAAGUACGUGGACAAGAUCCACAUCGGGCACUACGAGAUCGACGCGUGGUACUUCUCGCCCUUCCCCGAGGACUACGGCAAGCAGCCCAAGCUCUGGAUCUGCGAGUUCUGCCUCAAGUACAUGAAGUACGAGAGGAGCUACCGCCUGCACCUGGUGCGCACCUGGGCACACCUGGGGG
This is a messenger RNA of Passer montanus (Eurasian tree sparrow), 1708 nucleotides long. RefSeq lists its product as uncharacterized. The transcript has 7 exons. Gene Ontology annotation, molecular function: histone acetyltransferase activity. Lineage: Eukaryota; Metazoa; Chordata; Aves; Passeriformes; Passeridae. The annotation marks the transcript as partial. The record is from RefSeq and is a predicted model, not a curated record. Gene Ontology annotation, biological process: regulation of DNA-templated transcription.